CUGUGGCGGGAGGAGGAGGAGGAGGAGGAGUGGGGGGGGGGAAGGUGGAAAUGGGUGGGAAGGGUCGUCGUCGUCUCCGCCGCCUCCUCCUCCUCCUCCUCCUCCUUCCUGUCCUGGCUUCGGCUCCUUCCUCCCUCCCACGGUGAGGAACUGCCCUUUGUAUGCUUCUCCAUCCCGGGUGCCAUGGAGAGGGUCACCGAUUCCUGAAAGUUGGGAUGCAGCGGCGGAGGGGCGCGAUGCAAAGGCUGCAAAGGGAAGCACAAACUCCAUGGAAAUGGAGCAGAGGAAAACCGGAUGAAAGAAAUAGGAUUGUAAAUUUUCCCCAGUUUUGUCUGCAGUGGUACUGACCACAAUCGGGAGCCCCUGUAGGAUCCAGGACUGCAAUAAAAAGAAGGCAGAAGAUAUGCCAUCCGGUGUACUUUCUAGGAGGAUUCAGAUUGUCCAGCCAGCAACUAAGAUGGCAUCAUGUCACCUGUGGGGGCCAAAGCCCUUCACAAACCAAGGGGAAAGAAACUCUCGUAUUCUCCAUGGGGAAACUGCAAAAAACAUCCUGACAGGGGCAGCUCUACUGCAAAACAAACAGGGACUGGACAUAGGCUUGCCAGAGAGCCAGAAAACUCAACAGCAGAAAGGAUUGGCGAUGGUGCCUUCUCUUUAUUCUGUUUGGAGACCAUCAAGGUUGUUUGAGUCGGUCUCUGAGGAGGACAUGAUGGCGUUCAAGGCUUCCUAUCGGAUGAUGAAACAGCCCAACCAGUUGUCCAAGGAAGGGCGUCCAAUGGAGAGGCCCAUCAUGCAGGGCACCAGCAGGGAACCACAGAAAGCCCCCGAGAACUUGGCAAAAUCGGGGCCUUUGAAAGAGCAGACCUUGACUGAGGUUGACCCUGAUAGCUUGGAGAUAAAACGCCAACAUUUCCGGCAUUUCUGCUACCAGGAAAUCGAGGGCCCUCGAGCGGUCUUGAACGAGCUCCAGGAGCUUUGUCGCCAGUGGCUUCUGCCGGAGAGGCGCACCAAGGAACAAAUUGUGGAUCUGGUGAUCCUGGAGCAGUUCCUGACUAUCUUGCCACUAGAGAUGCAGAUCUGGGUCUGUAAAAGUGGUCCGGUUACAUGUUCUCAGGCCUUGGCCCUAGCAGAAAAGUUCCUCCUUCGGUUGCAAGAAACGGAGUCUUGUAAACAAAAGGUGCCUGGACUUCUAGAGGAGGAAUUGGUGAAUUCCCCCACAUCUGAAUGUGGUCCCUCAGAUACUGUGGAAAGCUGUAUCUCCAUAGAUGAGGAGGAAGAUGAAGCCAUCUUGGAACCUAAGGAAUCUGCACAGGACAACCAGAAGCAAAACAGCCUUCUGCUGGGAAUAUCGGAGCCAAUGGAAUGGGGCAUUCCCUUAGAAAAAAUCACAGGAAAGUUGAUAUCCAAUCCUCAGCUAGAAGACAUUCAUAGGAGCCACCAGGUGCACUAUCCAGGGAAAAGUAUAAAACAGGCUCGCCGUUUGGGUGAAAGUGAGAAGAGCUGUCAAGAGGCACCUGUCAGUCAGAAGAAGAAGAAGACGACGACAACCAAGGCCAUGGCUGAAAAUGGCCUCUGCCCAAGCCUGGGUUUCUUUAAGAAUCGGAAGGUACAGACUGAGAAAGUGCAGCGAUGCAGCCCUUGUGAGGAACGGUUGUCUAAAAAGUCAAGCUCAGGGAUGCAGGAGAAAGCCAGUGCUGGAGAGCAGCCAUCGAAAGGCUGGCCGCGUGAGAGUGACUUGCCCAAGCGUAGCGCGGCCCUAAGACGGGACGAAGAAGGACCCGAAAACCAAGAGAUGGUCUGCAAGUGUAAGGCUAAGAGGAAAAGCCCUGAGAGCAGACGUUUGCCUCAGCCCAGCUCUGCUCACUUGGGAGCGCUGCCGAAAGGAGAAAAGCCGGCCAAAGGCACCACCUGCCGGAAGAGGCUCUCCUGGGAAUCUCCUUUUCCGAGUCUUGACAAAACUGACCUGGGAGGAAAACCGCACCAGUGCUUUGAAUGUGGCAAGAGUUUUAGCCAGAAAGGCAACCUCAACAUCCACAAGAAAUCCCACACGGGGGAGAAGCCGUACCCUUGCUUGGAGUGUGGGAAGCGCUUCGUGACGAACUCUCGGCUGCUGACCCACAAGCGGGUGCACACGGGCGAGAAGCCAUACAACUGUUCGUACUGUGGCAACAACUUCAGCCAGCUGGCGCACCUGGUUCAGCACCAGCGGAGGCACACCGGGGAGAAGCCGUACAGCUGCCCCUACUGUGGGAAGAGCUUCAGCGUCAAAGCCAACCUGAUCACGCACCAACGCACCCACACGGGGGAGAAGCCGUACGAGUGCUCCGAGUGCCCCAAAAGUUUCGUUUCCAGCUCUGAUCUUAAAAAACAUAAAAAGGUGCACACUGUAUAGGUGUGUCCAUGAGUAGACAUAAGAAUGAUCACCUUCGUUCUCCCCUUUAUAGUAGGUGGAGACCCCCUUGAGUAUUUUUAGUGCACUGUGAGGAUUAAAAUAAUAAAGGCUCCUUUUUAAAAAAAAAACCCACAAAAACAGAUUGAUCCGGCUUGUGCAUCUUACAUUUUUUGCUCUCCUCUCUUCUACAAGGUAUGUUUUUAUUGAUCCCACUCUGUGUGUUGUUUUUUUUGUCUACCUUUGACUAUUCUGAGAAAGGGUGACUUUAAGAAUACAUCAUUUUCUGCCAUUGGAUGCAAAAUGUCCAUCAGUAGUGCAGGCAGCUUUAAAGGCCGCUGCACAAAUGGGGUGGAGGUGGGGCUAUCAGUGGCUGCUUGGUGGCUCUUUGCUAUUUUCUUUUCUCUCUCCGCCUCUUUUAAAUACCAGUUGUUGGGGAACCCCAAGAGGAAUGAUUUAUAGUCCCUCUGUUCAUGCUGGUGAGUUUCCAGAUUGGCUGCUGCAUAUUUAUAGAAUCCUGGGCUAGGCUCCUGAUUUAUUAUUUUUAAAACAUAUUUCUAACCCACAAAGUAUGUUGAGUGCUUACAUCGAAAUAAAAUUUACGUUAGAUUUAUUUAUCUGAUCCAGGAUACAUUUCCAUAGCUAACCUAGACAAUUGCUGGGUAUUUGGGGGGGGGGGAGAUCUGGAAUCUACACUUCUACUAGUUAUCAAAGUUGGAAAUCAUUAAUCUACAUUAGUGUUUUCUAACCACACAACUUGAAGAUGUGGAGACUUUAGCUGCCAAUUUCCAUACUAGCUGGGGAACUCUGAGAGCUGAAAUUGCCAAGUUUGAGAAAUACUGGUCUACACAAUGCACUUCCUUAAAGUGCCCUUGAAGGUGGUGCUAGAUUGCAGUUCCCAUCAGCCAUGCCAAGCUUUGAGUAGCACGUUGGGAGUGCAUUUAGCCAGGCCCAUCCUGGCAGCCAUUUUGGGAGACAUGGUCCAGAGUUUGCCUCCUUUUAAUCUGGUGCUCAACCUAUUUUCAGAAGCCGAGACAGAAAAAGAAUUGAGAGAUUUCUUUCCUAAACCAGAGGGAGCAUCACAAGCACGGGUAAUCCUCGACUUCCGUACUUGUGAUAUUCAUUUAGUGACCUUUCAAAGACACUGAAAAAAAGUGACUUAUAAUUUCCCUCUUACAACCCUGGCAGCUUCUCCAUUGUCACGUGGUGUACAUUUGAUGGCUGACUCGCAUGAGGAUUGCAGUGUCCCAGUCAUGCGAUCACCCUUUUGUGACCUGACAAAGUCAAUGGGGAAACCAGAUUUAUUUAACAACCACGUUACUAAUUUAAGAACUGCAAGUGAUUCACUUAACAGAUGCAGCGGGGAAAUAAAGUCCUAAAAUGGGACCUAGCAACAGAAAUUUUGGCCUCUAUUGUGGUUGUAAGUUGAGUCCUGCCUUCUGGAUCAAAAGAGGAAAACUCCCAACUACUGUCAAAAAAGGGUCUUUUGAGGGGUGGGGGUUGGGGUUUGUUGUCUUCAUGAUCCACUAAAAUCCCCAAAACUAUUCUAACCAAGCAACCUAAGUAUGUAAGAUUGUGUUUUGCAAAUCCAGAAAGUUGGUUUGAGUUACACAUUACAUAUUAUUGUGUUUCCGAUCACACUUGACCAAUAAAGGAUUCUGUACUAUUUA
Ahaetulla prasina is the source of this 4059-nucleotide messenger RNA. Its product is annotated as zinc finger protein 436-like. The transcript is spliced from 5 exons. Bases 404 to 2392 code for a protein of 662 amino acids. The record is from RefSeq and is a predicted model, not a curated record. Gene Ontology annotation, molecular function: DNA-binding transcription factor activity, RNA polymerase II-specific; RNA polymerase II cis-regulatory region sequence-specific DNA binding. Lineage: Eukaryota; Metazoa; Chordata; Lepidosauria; Squamata; Colubridae. Gene Ontology annotation, biological process: regulation of transcription by RNA polymerase II.